CGGGAAAGAGGAAAGGAGCUAAGUAUAAAAAAUUCAAUUGAAAGCGAAUGAGUUUUGUCUUAUUGCAUAACUUUAAGCCGUGCGUCUCAUUCUGUUGUAUGCACAUACCCACAUACAUAUAUAGUAAUAUAUAUGUUUAUAUCCACGCGGCUGCUGCCGCGCGAAUAUUAGUAUUUUUCGUCGUGAUCGUGAUUUAAAAAAUCGGAAAAAAUGGAAGCGGCACAGCAACAACGCAUCCGUCAUGAAAUACCGAAAGGUGCCGUAAUAUUGUCAAAAUUCGAGGCUUUAGCCCAUCAAGCAGAACUCAUUAGAAACUGGGAACCGCAAAGCGAUGUAUGGUCGUUAAUAUUCGGACGCCCUAUUCUGUCUGGAGCAGCGGCACUUACCGGUGUUUACAUUAAUCAACGGUUUAGAAGGAAAUUAAAGUUGCGAAAUUAUGGUUUGCUUCCAACAAUAACUGGUCUUGUGGCAGGUCCAACUAUUGCAACCUCACUUCUUUACUCGCAGUUUGUCCUGAAUAAACUGUUGUUAUUAGAAGUUCCUUGCCCUCUAUGUUUGGAAUCUAGAUCUAUUUUGUUGCAAACUUGUACUGGUUUAUUCUUUCCACUGAUAUUAGUACCAUUCGCAAAUUUUUCUAUUGCUGCUAACAGUGGAUUACAUAACAUACCACACAUAACUGAUUUGAAAGGAAUGUUUAGAGUUAUUUCAUCAGCUUAUCAACCAAUGAUACCCAUACUUGCAACAAUUUUUACUCUUCAUGCACUUUUAGCUGGUUUUAUAACACAUUCACAAAUUAAAUCUUUUCUUUAUGUACUGGAUGUGCAAAAUUUCAUAGAAAAAGAAAGAGAUUGGAAACAUGCAUCAAAUGAUUUGUGAAUUUUCUGUAUAAUAUUUUGUCGUAAUUAUAAUAAAAUAUACAUAUAUACAUAUAAAAUUAAAGAA
Messenger RNA from Cataglyphis hispanica, 942 nucleotides. RefSeq lists its product as uncharacterized. The transcript has 4 exons. Gene Ontology annotation, biological process: mitochondrial respiratory chain complex I assembly. Gene Ontology annotation, cellular component: mitochondrion. Bases 211 to 876 code for a protein of 221 amino acids. The record is from RefSeq and is a predicted model, not a curated record. NCBI's taxonomy places the organism in Eukaryota, Metazoa, Arthropoda, Insecta, Hymenoptera, Formicidae.